AUGAUUGAAGAAGGUUUCGAAAAGCUGGAUGCAAUCCAACUUGAAGAUUUGGAGUCAGCCCCUUCUAGAAUGGAAGAUAAUAAAGCAGAGGUGCAAGAUCCUUUAUUGGAAAUAAAUGUUGAGAUGCCUGGCCUGUCUAGAAAAUUGGUAGAACAUAGAUUACCGAUCAAGAAAGAUUUUCAGCCAUAUAAACAACCACCAAGAAGGAUGUCUUCGGAAGUAAUGCUCAAAAUUAAAGAAGAAAUUGAAAGACUUCUUAAGGCAAGAUUUAUUCGAACAGUUAGGUAUGUUGAAUGGUUGUCUAAUGUUGUUCCUGUAAUGAAGAAGAAUGGCAAACUUAGAGUUUGUGUGGAUUUUCGCAAUUUAAAUAAUGCCACUCCAAAAGAUGAAUAUCCAAUGCCUGUGGCCGAUCAACUUAUUGAUUCGGCUGCUAAGCAUGAAAUAUUAUCUUUUAUGGACGGCCAUUCAGGUUAUAAUCAAAUCUAUUUAGCCGAGGAAGAUGUUCAUAAAACGGCUUUUAGAUGUCCUGGGUCAAUUGGUACUUUUGAGUGGAUUGUGAUGCCAUUUGGCCUAAAAAAUGCCGGGGCUACUUAUCAAAGGGCAAUGAAUUCUAUCUUUCAUGAUAUGAUUGGCCGAUUCAUGGAAAUUUAUGUAGAUGAUGUAGUUGUGAAAUCAUCGGCCAAGAGACAGCAUUUGGAACACUUGAAAAGGGCCUUUGAAAGGAUGAGGAUUCACAAAUUGAAAAUGAACCCAUUGAAGUGCGCAUUUGGAGUUUCAGCCGAGAAUUUCUUGGGGUUCUUGGUACAUAAACGAGGUAUUGAAGUUGAUCAGAACAAGGUCAAAGCUAUUAUAAAUGCUAGGGCCCCAGCCAACAAAAAACAAGUGCAAAGGUUCCUCGGCGAGGUAGGUUUUCUUAGAAGAUUUAUUUCUAACCAUGCUGGCCGAGUGCAUGUCUUUUCGACUUUAGUAAAAUUAAAGUCACAUGAGAAAUUUCAUUGGGACGAAUCCCAUCAGAAGGCCUUUGACAAAAUAAAAGAGUAUUUGGCAAACCCCCCGGUUGUAAUGCCUCCAAGAAAGAAGUGGCCGUUAAAGCUUUAUUUAUCGGCCACAGAAGAAUCAAUUGGUAGUAUGCUCGCACAAGACAAUGAACAUGGAAAGGAGCAGGCUGUCUACUACCUAAGUAGAAUACUGACUGAUGUAGAAUGCAGAUAUUCCUCAAUUGAGAAGCUUUGUUUAUCUUUGUACUAUUCGGCCAUGAAGUUGAGAGUAUACAUGCGGCCUGUUGAUGUUUACAUUCUUUGUCAGACUAACGUGGUCAAGUAUAUGCUAUCAAGGCCAUUGAUUACUGGCCGAAUAGGUAAGUGGGCUUUGGCUUUGAUGGAAUUCAAUUUUAUCUACGUCUCACAAAAAUCAGUAAAAGGAAGGGUUCUGGCUGAUUUUUUGGCCGACCAUCCUUCAACUGAUAUUGAUCCAUGGGUUUAUGAUGAAUUGGAGUCAUCAGCUAUAUUCUUGACUCCUUGGAUUUUGAUGUUUGAUGGAUCAAGCACGGCUGAUGGAGCAGGAGCAGGUAUUGUUAUUAUUUCGCCAGCUGGCAGAAAGGCUUCGUUCUCUUUCUUUUUAGAUUUUAAAUGUUCAAAUAACCAGGCCGAAUAUGAAGCACUUAUAAUCGGCCUGGAAAUUUUAAUUGAAAUGGCUGUUAGAGAUGUAAAGAUUUUGCGAGAUUCAAACUUAGUCCUUAGCCAAAUUUUUGAAGAUUUUAAGUGCCUAAGUUGGCAAUUAAGGCCGUUUUAUUCUUUGGCCACUUCAUUAAUCAAUCAAUUUGAUAAUGUUCAACUUAAGUUUUGGCCGAGAGGACAGAAUAAGGAGGCCAACAGCAUGGCCCAAGCAGCCUCUGGAAUAAGAGUACCAGCCGGAAUAGAAGAUCAGUUGAUAAAGAUAACACGAAGAUCUUUGCCAUCGGCUGAAUUGAGAAAUACUAUGUUUGAUACUUGGACAAUUGAUGUAGAAGAUUUGGCAGACGAUGACUGGAGGAUACCAUUUAUAAUGUUCCUUCGAAAUCCAAACAUCAAGGCUGAUAGAAGUAUUAAAAGAAAAGCGAUCAACUUUGUGCUUCUAGAUGGGGAUCUAUAUAGAAAAGGGUUAGAAGAUGGGCUCUUACUACAAUGCAUAAGCAAGGAGGAAUCACUUCAGGUUAUGGCCGAGGUACAUGAGGGCAGCUGUGGGGCUCACCAAGCUGGGAUUAAAAUGAGAUGGCUGAUUCGCAAGUAUGGAUAUUAUUGGCCGAGAAUGAGAAAAGAUUGCAUAGAUUACUCAAAAGGUUGUCAAGCUUGUCAAAGACACGGGCCGAUUCAAAAUGUACCAGCAAAAGAAUUACAGCCUAUAAUCAAACUUUGGCCAUUCAGAGGUUGGGGCCUUGACCUUAUUGGUAAAAUUAAUCCACCAUCAAGCGAAGGCCAUCACUGGGUGAUUGUUGCCACAGAUUAUUUUACUAAAUGGGUUGAGGGCCAAGGCUUGCAAAACGGUUGA
Messenger RNA from Cornus florida, 2526 nucleotides. RefSeq lists its product as uncharacterized. The record is from RefSeq and is a predicted model, not a curated record. Lineage: Eukaryota; Viridiplantae; Streptophyta; Magnoliopsida; Cornales; Cornaceae. The coding region runs from base 1 to 2526 and encodes 841 amino acids. Gene Ontology annotation, molecular function: RNA-DNA hybrid ribonuclease activity; nucleic acid binding. The transcript has 2 exons.